This is a messenger RNA of Brugia malayi, 138 nucleotides long. RefSeq lists its product as uncharacterized. Lineage: Eukaryota; Metazoa; Nematoda; Chromadorea; Rhabditida; Onchocercidae. The coding region runs from base 1 to 138 and encodes 45 amino acids. The record is from RefSeq and is a predicted model, not a curated record. The transcript is spliced from 2 exons.
AUGGUGAUGAUGAUGACGACUUUUUGUUUGUCAUCGCCACGAUUGGCACUCAAAGUAGCUAGUGAGAAGCUUACAAAGAAUUAUAGAGAAGUUGCAUUAAAGCCGGCAAUAAAACCUAAGAACAACGAAAGACUGUGA